CUGUGCGGCCCAAUUGUGGCAGAAGCCCGUGAGAAGACUUAAUGUCUCUCUUGCACGAGCGUGUUGACGAAGACAUAUCUUUCGUUCAGACAGUCGCGAGAAAGAGAAAGCCUAGGGCUCUUCCAGCAGCUAAGGAGAAGAGUGGAAUGGCGUGCUUCCAGUGCAUGGAUGUUCGGGAAGAGACGCAACCGGCACAAAGACUUCGUCGGAGCAGAGUCUAUUGCCAAACUGAAAACAAAGGCCAACUCAGAAUCUAAUACCACAGUAAUCUCUUCCCUCCAGUCAUUAUCAGCACUUGUUUGGAGAUCCAUAACUCGUGAGCGCUCCCCACCUUCUGACCAGAAAACAACUUUCAGAUUAGCCGCAGAUUGUCGAUCAAGAAUGAAGCCGCCUUUGGCAGAAGAAUACUUUGGAAACUGCGUUCAUGCAGCGAGUGCAGAAGCGACAACAAGGGAAUUACUUGAGAAUGGUAUAGGAUGGGCAGCAUGGAAGUUGCAUCUGGCUGUUACAAACCUUAACGAUAGAAGGGUGCUAGAAGUUCUGGAAUACUGGUUAUAUUCUCCAUUCAUAGAUCAAAUGGGUCGUUUACAUGAACCAUACAACUUGGUGAUGAGUGGUUCGCCCAGGUUCAACAUUUAUGGGUGUGAAUUUGGAAUGGGUAAAGCGGUGGCUGUUAGAAGUGGCUAUGAUGAAUAUUUUGAUGGGACGAUGUGGACAUACCCAGGGCGUGAAGGAGGGAGCAUUGAUUUGGAACUUUGCCUUUUGCCACAGACAAUGACUGCUUUGGAAUCAGACGAAGAGUUCAUGAAUGCAGUUACUGAGUUUGAUCCCCUGUUGUUCUAGUUUCCUAAUACGCCCAUUAUGUUCACCACCUUCACUUGUUUGUUUGAAUUAGUAAUCAAACAAACACCUAUGGUGUUGAUUUCACUUUGAGAUUUAUCUGGCUGCAAUUAUCUUAUAAUUGGGGAAAUGUUUUUCUUGAUCCCAUUGAUGCUGAUAAAAACAGAUGAACAGGGUAAUGGAAAAAUUUGUUAAUAACGACGUAUGUGGACGAGAUGCUCCUUAACAUAACCCAUUUUUUUUCUGUCAUAAUCAAAUAACAUAAUCGGGUAUUGAAUUAAAAUAGGAAUUAAAUUAUUCCACAAAGAAUAAUAAAAUAAAUUUAAGAUGGUUAUAUAAAAAUAGUUAUAAAAUAUAUGUAUGUUUGAGAAGUUGGUUGACAUUGGUGGUGAGAUUUUCU
Messenger RNA from Vigna angularis (adzuki bean), 1240 nucleotides. RefSeq names its product protein ENHANCED PSEUDOMONAS SUSCEPTIBILITY 1. The coding region runs from base 169 to 843 and encodes 224 amino acids. The transcript has 2 exons. The record is from RefSeq and is a predicted model, not a curated record. Lineage: Eukaryota; Viridiplantae; Streptophyta; Magnoliopsida; Fabales; Fabaceae.